Messenger RNA from Toxotes jaculatrix (banded archerfish), 1416 nucleotides. It is a transcript of the gene cd36, whose product is annotated as CD36 molecule (thrombospondin receptor). The record is from RefSeq and is a predicted model, not a curated record. NCBI's taxonomy places the organism in Eukaryota, Metazoa, Chordata, Actinopteri, Toxotidae. Gene Ontology annotation, biological process: amyloid-beta clearance by cellular catabolic process; receptor-mediated endocytosis; lipoprotein transport. The coding region runs from base 7 to 1416 and encodes 469 amino acids. Gene Ontology annotation, molecular function: low-density lipoprotein particle binding; low-density lipoprotein particle receptor activity; scavenger receptor activity. Gene Ontology annotation, cellular component: caveola; cell surface; cytoplasm. The transcript has 12 exons.
AUCACCAUGGGCUGCUGUAACAGAAGGUGCGGGCUGAUAGCCGGAGCUGUGUUUGGGGCGGUGGUAGCCAUCCUGGGAGGUGUCCUUAUCCCACUGGGGAACAGCGUCAUUGAGGGGACAGUGAAGAAGGAAGCCGUCAUUGAGCCUGGAACGACAGCUUAUGACAACUGGGUGUCUACAGGGGCAAAUGUGUACAGGCAGUUCUGGUUCUUUGACGUGAAAAACCCCCAGGAGGUUUUGCAGUAUGGCGCACGUCCAGUGGUACUGGAAAAAGGACCUUACACAUACAGGACAAGACAUCUUCCUAAAGAGAACAUCACGUUCAGCUCUAAUCAAACCGUCUCCUUCCUGCUGCCCAAUGGCGCCAUCUUUGAGCCAUCCAUGUCGGUGGGACCAGAGGAAGACAAAAUCACCUCCAUCAACCUGGCUGUGGCUGGAGCUUAUUCAUUGGUUCCAAAAGUGCUUCAUUCUGUGCUUGAGACUCUGAUAAAGACAAGCAACUCCUCCUUGUUCCAGUAUCGUACAGUCAAGGAAAUGCUGUGGGGUUAUACUGACCCCAUGCUGAAAUCACAAGUGGGCCUAUUUUCACCUUACAAUGGCACCUAUGAUGGCUACUACACUGUCUUCAAUGGAAAAGAGGACAUCUCAAAAGUGGGACUAAUUGACAGGUGGCGGGGAGAGAAGACAUUAAAUUUCUGGGAUGACCCGUACUGUGACAUGAUCAACGGGACAGAUGCUUCCUCCUUCGCUCCCUUUGUGGACAAGAAGAAGCCUCUCUAUUUCUUCUCAUCAGACAUCUGCAGGUCUGUGUCAGCCAGCUUUCAGCAGAGCCUGGACCUGAAAGGGAUUGAGGUGUACCGCUUCAGCCUCCUGCCAGCCACCCUAGCCUCCCCUACAGUCAACCCAGACAACAGGUGUUUCUGCAGAGACUUAAAGACCACCCGGAACUGCACCCUGGCUGGAGUACUGGAUAUCAGCUCCUGUCAAGAUGGAAGACCUAUCUACAUCUCUAUGCCCCACUUCCUUUAUGGAAGUCCAGAGCUGCAAGACUCCGUAUUUGGUCUGAACCCCAAUGAGCAGGACCAUUUCACCUUCCUAGAUGUGGAACCUACAACUGGGUUUACCCUGAGGUUUGCUAAGAGAAUUCAAGUGAAUAUGAUGUAUGGACCAUCGAACGUCAUCACGGUGCUUAAGAAAGUCAAGGAUUACACCAUAUUCCCUAUUGUUUGGCUGAAUGAGACGGCUAUGUUGGAUGACGAAACAGCAGACAUGUUUAAGAAGGAGCUCAUCUCCCGUGUCCAGAUGUUGGAGAUAAUACAGCAGGUGCUGCUCGGCACAGGCGCCGCCAUCUUUGUUCUGUGUCUCAUCUCCUACUGUGUGGUGAGGAGGAGAGAUAACCAAAGCAAGCUCGCGUGA